GGUUUUCUCCUUUAUCAUUUGCAUUUCCCUCCAUCACACUCUCUUCCGUCCUCAAACAAAACUCCGGCGAGGGUGAGACCGCGAGAAGAAAGAAAGGCGUCAGUAGGACCUCACAACGGCCCGCAACUGCUGUGUGCGCCUAACAGACGUAACACUGGGUCGCCGGUCGUCUGCCUCCCGGGGAUACACGUCGUCGCCUUCUGGAACGCGUGGAUAGCAGAAGACCCAUUCUGAGCUCACUGCUGAGGCUCUUGAUGCCACGUGACCUCCACAGUGACGAGUGAAGUCAACAGUGCCGUAGCUUUCUCAUCAGCUAGGUCGUCGCGUUUGCGCACCGACCUCACGACGACGGUCUUAACCCAACCCAACCAGGAUGACGGGCAGGUCUAUGCCGCCUCUGCAUUGGGGCAACGUUCUGUUCCACUGGAUUUACGUCUGGACCUUCUUGGUCGUCGUGGUACUGCAACCGGCAAGCGCUGGCCUCUGUUCAGUUGGAGAAGCCUUAAUGUCGUGUGACAAAAAGUUUCUGCGGCCAAAGGGUGAUAACGAGCUGUUUAUGAAGGCAAUCACGGCUUGCCUGGAUAAGGAGAAGUUGGACCUUAAGAAGAUAAACCUGCCAUGCUUCCAGCAGAAACAGGUGGACACCCUGGUGAAGUGCAGAUGUGAGGCCUACAUCCAAGCUGCGGGAAAGACGUCCAGCACGGAUGCGAAGAAAAAGACCGUCGGCUUCAAGAAAUGCGUCGACAACGCAGUCCAAAGCAAAAGCUGAAGGCUCUCUGCUAGAAAUAAAAGACUUCUAAACAACAAAA
Dermacentor albipictus is the source of this 809-nucleotide messenger RNA. RefSeq lists its product as uncharacterized. NCBI's taxonomy places the organism in Eukaryota, Metazoa, Arthropoda, Arachnida, Ixodida, Ixodidae. The record is from RefSeq and is a predicted model, not a curated record.